AUGCUCUUGUGGGAGCUGCAGACUGCGCAGCUGCAGGGCAACGCGACACUUGCAGCCCGAGAUCCCCUGAUUCCCACUGUGCUGGAGGACACAAGCCCCGAAAGCCACCCGAGACUCCCCCCUGCAGCAGCGGCCCCGCGACCACCGCGUGAUGCGGCUGUUUUGCAGACCAAGGCCUCCCUGGAGAGCGAGAGGGAGUCGGCGGAGCAGGCGAGGAGGGCGGUGGAGUCCACCCUGCGGGAGCUGCAGGAGCACAACGACGACCUGCGCAGGAAGAUCCUCGGCCUGGAGACGCAGCUGAGGGACUACGAGCGCUUGGGCGAGAACUGGGAGGGCUCCCAAGCCCGGCUCAAGGAGAAGGUCACCAAACUGGAGAGCGAGCGCAGGCAAAUGGAGGAGUCGCUGAGCGAAGCUACGGACCGGGAGCAGGAGCUGCAGAUGGCCAAGCGCUCGCUGGAGACGCGCUUGGACGAGGCGCAGCGGGGCCUGGCCCGGCUCGCGCAGGAGCACCAGGAGCUCAGCGUGUCCUACCAGGACGAGCAGAGGCAGAAGGAGCAGCUGAAGCGCGCCAAGAGCGAGCUGGAGGAGCAGAAGCGCCUGCUCGACCGGACCACGGAGAAGCUCAGCAAAGAGCUGGAGCAGAUGACGGAGGAGUCGCAGAGCUCGCUGGCCGUGCUGAGGUCGCAGCUGGAGGAGUUCAAGGAGAAGUCACGGAAGGAGCUCACGGAUUCCCAGAAACAGGCUAAGGACCGGGGUGCCGAGGUGGAGAAGAUGCAGUUCAGCAUGGACCGGCUGCAGGAUGAGGUCUCCCGGCUGAAGCAAGCGCUGCAGGACAGCCAGGCGGAGCGGGAGAGCGCGACCCUGGACAAGGAGGUGCUGCUGCAGCGGCUGCACAACCUCGAGCACGAGGUGGACGCCAAGAAGCGCUCGCAGGACGACCGCUCACGCCAGCUCAAGACCCUGGAGGAAAAGUCCAAGCGCCUGGAGGUGGAGCUGGACGAGGAGAGGACCACGGUGGAGCUGCUCACGGAGCGGGUCGCCCGCAGCAGAGACCAGGUAGGGCAGCCCGAGCCCUCGCGGUGCAGCUUGGCGGCCGGCCCGGCCCCAUCGCCCUGCGAGGGAGCCGUUCGCCAGCACUUGGCAAAUUGA
This is a messenger RNA of Tinamus guttatus (white-throated tinamou), 1149 nucleotides long. NCBI's taxonomy places the organism in Eukaryota, Metazoa, Chordata, Aves, Tinamiformes, Tinamidae. The record is from RefSeq and is a predicted model, not a curated record.